Molecule: messenger RNA, 297 nt
Organism: Microthlaspi erraticum
Lineage: Eukaryota; Viridiplantae; Streptophyta; Magnoliopsida; Brassicales; Brassicaceae
Source: the annotation of a GenBank genome assembly
AUGUCAACAAAGUGCACUUACCUUUUCGGUCAAAGGUCUAUAAGUAACUCCAGAGUUAAGCGUGCUUGGGCUGGAGUAGUUGAAGGAUGGGUGACCUUCCGGGAAGUGGUUUCCGAAACCGUCUCCAGUUCGCCACCGACAACAUUCUCCGGCUGGAAUACCUCUGACUCCGACCCAGUGGGAUGGCCUUACAUCAGGUGUUCCUCCUCAUACAAACCUGUUACAAUGACCAAUGUCGUCUCUGUUCAGAUGGCUUUACCUUUCCCUUUUAACAUCUCUUCGUUUAGCUCACUUUAG